AUGGGGCUCUAUAUGCUCGACGCAGUAGUCACCUACACGAAAAGGAUGCCACUAGCGUUUCUCAUUCCCCUGCUAGGGGUUGGCCUAGCCAUUUGGAGAUAUAAACCAGCCGUCUCCAACGACCGCCCACCAAAGUCGACAUCCCACAAUGAAAGCCAAAAGACAUACCCGCCCAUCGAAUCCCUCCCGGAAUUCAACUGGGAGACUACGGAACCAUUGAAGUUCCGGCCCUUUAAGCCAAAGUACCACUUGACGAUGGCAUUAUCGAAUCUGGACCCCUCGGCACUCAUUCAGAUGGACAAAACCUACAAAGACAGACUAGCCAUCCGGUCCUCGCUACUUCAGAAAUAUCCCGACGUUGUCGUCGGAGUCAAUAGCGAGACCGAUCCGCGAAUUUACGCCGCCAUCCGAGAGUUAUACGUCUUCGUUGUCGGGACAUAUCUCCCCACACGGUACCCUCGGAUGUUCCGACUGACUUCCGAUGACAACAGCAAGACAGGAACAGAAACCAAGACAAUCCUCGAGAGUCUGGUCACAGGAGCAAAGAUCCCAUUGCACUUCAAUGAAUCCGAACCCGGAUCCAGGACGGGGCGAAAAGAACUCGAGACCCUGGGAACGCUAGUGGACGAGGAGUUUCUUAUUCUCCUCCCUGAAUGCUCUUCAACCCACCCCUCAAGCAACCAAGUAGAAUCCGAAAAGUACAUCCUAGAAGCGUAUACAACCUUCUUCCCUUCCGGCUUCGACACGCGCAAGAAGCUCGGCCUCCGACUCGCGUCCAUCCAUACCCCGGUCCCGGGGUAUAAGGAGAAGCUUGAGCGUAGCAUGGACCGGUUCUUUGCGCGGGUCGAGGUCGGCCAGUUUGUGCAGAGGGUCAAUUGGAGUAUUACUACCAAUUCGGAAUUGUUUGCUGCGUUUGGCGGCGUGCACGGGAACGAGAGUGAAGGGGAGAAGGCUUUGAAGUGUGGGGAAUUGGACGUGGACUCUACAGUUUUGCGGUGUGGUUUACUGCAGUCUCUGCACGACCUUGAUCAAGUCAGCGGAUACGCCCAUGGCAGUCACAUCACCGCCAGCACCGCUGCCCUGGACAACGAGGGGGUUACCACCGUAACGCUUCGUGUAGAAGCUGAUGAUGUUGUCACUGCCCUUCAGACCAGCAAUGGAGCUAUCCUUAUCGAAGUACUGCAAACCGACACGGACCUCCUUCUUACCAACGUCAAUGCUGCCAACGUAGCGCACAACCUUACCUUCCUUCUCGGCAGCCUCCUUAAUAGCCGACAUCUGGCCAUCGAACUCGGGCAAGCGGGUCAUGAACUCCUUGAUACCAUCCGCAGUGGAGGGCACCGACUCGAGCUCCUUAGGAAUCAACGACUCAAUCGGGAACGAGUCGGGAGACUGGACCUCCAGACCGGCGAUACGCGCCAAAAUAGUCAGCUUACGGGCGACAUCCAUACCGUUCAGGUCAUCACGGGGAUCGGGCUCGGUGUAGCCGAGAUCCUUGGCCUUCGCCACGACCUCGCUCCACUUUGCGCCGGACGGCCCAGACACCGGGGCGAAGGUGUUGAACAGGAAGGACAGCGUGCCGGAGAAGACACCCUCGAUGCGGGUGACCUCAUCGCCGGUGCUAACGAGGUCGCGGAGGGUGGAGAUCACAGGGAGACCUGCGCCGACAGUGCUCUCAUGGUACACAAGGGCCUUGCCCUCUGCAGCGGCAGCGAAGAUGUCCUUCCACAGGGAGAGGUCGGAAGAGAAACCCUUCUUGUUGGGGGUGACGAUGGAGAUGCCCUUGCGGAGGAAGACGGGGUAGGAGCUGGCGAGGGUGAGGUCGCUGGUGUUGUCGACGAGGAUGGAGCGACCGGGGGCAGAGGAGAGGUAAGAAGCAAUCUCGGAGGGGGUCUCAACGGCGGUUUUCCAGUCUGCGGCGGGGAUGGCGGGGGAGUAGGCCGGUGUCGGAGACUGGAGGGUCUGGCUAGAGCGAGCGAGGAGGACGAGCUUGGGGGCAUUGGGGAGACGGGCAAGUUGGCUCAGGAAGGCUGUGCCUACACCUCCGACUCCUGCGAUGCUGUGAGUAUUUUGUUCGAGAAAUUGGGGUAUGUAGUGUAUGAGUGUUGUUGUUGGUUGUAG
Molecule: messenger RNA, 2121 nt
Organism: Aspergillus pseudonomiae
Lineage: Eukaryota; Fungi; Ascomycota; Eurotiomycetes; Eurotiales; Aspergillaceae
Product: heme-dependent oxidative N-demethylase family protein
Exons: 5
Coding region: 1-2121 (706 amino acids)
Source: RefSeq, a predicted model, not a curated record